Chlorella variabilis is the source of this 880-nucleotide messenger RNA. RefSeq lists its product as hypothetical. Gene Ontology annotation, cellular component: PAN complex; P-body. The record is from RefSeq and is a predicted model, not a curated record. The transcript is spliced from 6 exons. The coding region runs from base 239 to 724 and encodes 161 amino acids. Gene Ontology annotation, biological process: nuclear-transcribed mRNA poly(A) tail shortening; mRNA processing. Lineage: Eukaryota; Viridiplantae; Chlorophyta; Trebouxiophyceae; Chlorellales; Chlorellaceae. Gene Ontology annotation, molecular function: poly(A) binding.
GGCGGAGGCGGCCGGCUUCCAAGAUGUGCCGCAGCUCCAGCGUGACGACCUGGCCUGCCUGGGCAACCUGCUGCUGCUGCUGGCGUGCGUGGGGCGGGGCGCGCCUCCCUCCCUGGAGCACCUCACCGCCCACUUCUCCCGGGAGUUCUGUCACGUGGUGGCGGGCCUGCUGGCCAGCGCUGAGGGCAGCGGGUUUGCCAGCUGGCGGUCGCUGCUGAGCGCGCUGGGCGACCGCGCGAUGGAUGAGCUCGACUCCGCCGCAGCCUACAGCGACGGCCUGCUGGGCGAGGUGCAGCGCGAGGCGGACAACGGCCGCCUGCUGCGCCUGCUCAUGAAGCUGUGCUACAUCUGCGACCGGCCGGAGCUGGGAGGAGACACGCAGUGGGCGGAGACGGGGGACAGGUACCUGCUCAAGCUGUUCCGCGACCUUCUGUUCCACCAGGUGGACGAGGAGGGGGCCCCGCUGCUGGACUGGGGCCUGGCGGCAGAGGCGCUCAACAAGGUGGACGCGGGGGUGCCCGAGAAGGUGCUGCUGAUGAGCCGGGACGAGAUGUCGAUGCUGGUGGUCAGCUACGCCGACGUGCGGCGCUGCAUCGCCACGUGCUACGACGAGCUGCGCUCCCGCGCCAGCGCCCAGUACGGCGCGGGCGGCGCGGCGGGGCAGGGCGGGCAGCAGGGCAUGCCGCGCUCGCGCUCCCGCCCCAGCAUGCAGCAGCAGUACUGAUGGGUCGGUCGGCUGGCUGAGGCGGCGAGCGCCGCGCUUGAAGCGCGCUCGCCGCUUCUGCCCCUCUGCUGGGCUGCGCUGCUGCUGCCGUUGUUAUUCGGUGAGGGGCUCAAGCCUCUUCCCGAGCACCAUCAGGUGUAAUGCAGAACGCAAGGC